This is a messenger RNA of Camelina sativa (false flax), 1315 nucleotides long. RefSeq names its product putative high mobility group B protein 11. Gene Ontology annotation, molecular function: DNA binding. NCBI's taxonomy places the organism in Eukaryota, Viridiplantae, Streptophyta, Magnoliopsida, Brassicales, Brassicaceae. The record is from RefSeq and is a predicted model, not a curated record.
UGUAAUGCAUUUUUAUGUGGUGGAGACAGAAGGAAAAUUGUAUAUCCCCUUCCUAACUUCAGAUAAGAAGAAAAUUAUAAAAAGUCAUGCUUAAGUGUUCAUUUUAUCUCUGAAGGUUGAAUACUUUUUUUUUUAAACACCCGAAAGGAACUGAUGUCGACGAUAGGUAAAUCACAAAUUGAAUUGGUUACAGCUAAUGAAUUUUCUACUGUAGAGAAAGGCAAUUCCUCCCGUACAUCUAUGUAUGAGGAUCUUGUCCAAAAUCCUGAACUUUUUUGGGAUACGCUCCGAGAUUUUUUCGAAUUUUCUGGGCAACCUUUUAAGAAUCCUGUUGUGGGUGGAAACAACCUCGAUCUGCAUCGGCUGUUCAUUGAGGUCACAUCUCGUGGUGGUCUUGAAGAGGUGAUCAACGAUCGCAGAUGCAAAGAAGUGAUUGAAGUAUUUAAGACAGUAAUAACAAAUCCAGCAUAUGUUUUAAAGACUAAUUAUCGUAAAACACUCCUUGAGUUUGAGCAUGUGUACUUCCAAGCUCCGCGCUCUACAUUUCAGGGGAAUGAGAAAGCACUGAAGCGCCCUGUCAAAGAAUCUGCAAAGCAUGGCAAUGGCAUGGAAAUGAAACCUGGCGCCGUGGUUACUGGGAGCAUUGAUGAGAAGUUCGAAAGCGGUUACCUGGUAACCAUGAAGAUGGGCUCAGAAAAGUUCAAAGGAGUGCUUUUCCACACUUCUUCUCAGGAUGAUCCUAGAACUCGUAGGAAUAAGAGAGCCAAGUCAUCUCAUGAACGACCUAAGUGCCCAAGAAGCAGUUACAACUUCUUCUUUGCUGAGCAACACGCGAGGCUUAAAGCUGAGGUCGGUGGAAAAAAGGGACCUUUCACCAAGGAAAUUGCGGAAAUGUGGAAUAAUCUCUCUCAAUCUGAUAAACAGGUUUAUCAACAGAAGCAUCUUGAGGAUAAGGAGAGGUACAAGGAGUUGUUACAACACAAAGCUUCAAAGGAUUCUUAUGCGUCAGAUAUUGUAGCUGCGACUGAUGCAGUGGAAACUGUAGCUGAGACCAAUGCAACAAAAGUUGUAGCUACCGUCAAUGCAGCGGAAACUGUAGCUGCAACCAAUGCAGCGGAAGUUGUAGCUGAGACCGAUGCAACGGAAACUGUAGCUGCAAGUGCAAGUGCAUCGGAGACUGUGGAUGAGGCAAGUGAGUAGUGUUACUUUCUCUAUUAUUGUCUUAUUUAUUUGUUGGACUUUUAUAUUUCUGUUAUGAGAACUUUCGUUUAAUAAUAAGUGGUAGAACUGGCCAUAGGCAACUUUUCAUUCAAAC